Molecule: messenger RNA, 945 nt
Organism: Helianthus annuus (common sunflower)
Lineage: Eukaryota; Viridiplantae; Streptophyta; Magnoliopsida; Asterales; Asteraceae
Exons: 1
Coding region: 1-945 (314 amino acids)
Source: RefSeq, a predicted model, not a curated record
AUGAGAAGAAGAGCGUUGUGGGGAGAUUUGAAGGCUGUCAAGGAAUCAACAGGAGAAGGUAUAUGGAUUAUGGGAGGAGAUUUUAAUGAGGUAAGAAGUGAGCAUGAAAGGAUGAAUUCCAGAUUUGAUAAUCAAGGUGCCGUGUUAUUCAACAACUUUAUAGCUGAAGCAGGGUUAGUCGAAUAUCAAAUGGGAGGAUAUAAAUUCACGUAUAUGUCAGACGAUGGAUCAAACCUUAGUAAAAUUGAUAGGAUACUAGUGUGUGAUUCUUUCAUGAAUAAUUGGCCAACGGCAAGAUUCGAGGCACUAACAAAACACGGAUCGGAUCAUAGCCCACUUCUACUAUCCUGUGCAAAAAAUGAUUUCGGACCAAUUCCGUUCAGAUUCUAUAACAGUUGGUUGGAGGAUGAAAGUAUUGGAGAAGUGAUAAAGAAAGGCAUAGAGGAGGUGUCAGUUGAAGGCAAUAGUAUGAGAGAGCUGGCAAAUAUUUUAAAAAAUCUUAAAACAAGAAUAAAAGAAUGGAGGAGGGCAGUGAAAAUACAGGAGGAAAAAGAAGUCCAGGAAGCGAUAGAACAAGUGGAAAGGUUAGAAAAGACGACAGAGACAAGGAGACUAACGGGUGUGGAGAAAGAAAGCAGGGUUACAGGAAAAUGGAAAAUAAAGAAUUACGAGAGAAAGAAUUUGAUGGAUCUGAAACAAAAAGCAAAAUUUAGAUGGGCCAAACUAGGGGACGAGAACUCAAAAUUCUUUCACAAGAUCAUAAAUUGUAGGAAAGCAAGAAACUGUAUCAGUGCAUUGAAGGUAAACGGCAUUAUGUGUACGGACCCGAAGGCAAUAAAGGAGGAAAUAAAAGCUACUUUCAUGGCCAGAUUCGCGGAACCAUAUAAACACAGACCGUCCUUAGAUGGUAGAGACUUUAAAAAGGUCACAAGGAGCAAGCAAUAG